CAUAGCUAGUGUCUGUGGCUAAUGUGGUGCUCCCGAGUGCGAUUUUUCCGACGCGCCAAUGAUGCGUAAGCUAACGCGAGCUUCGUUGGAAACGCCCAUCUUGCAGCCGCUGGGUAGACUGAGCAACUAAAGCAACAUGCCACUGUCAGUGGUGCCAGCCGUAGAAGUGUCUGGCCUGGUGCCCUUUUACCCAGAGCUCGUUAACAGUGCAGCACAGGGGAACUUGGAGAACACUGUCAAAGGACACAUCAAGCAAUGUGGCAAAGAGGCAAUGCUGAGUUGUGGCUCGCUGCUGCGUGGCUACGACAUUCAGACGGGCCAACCCUACAUGGAACUCCAAGUGGGGCGGCAGGAGCGGCCACUCGUCGGGCCGUUUGUGGAGCUGGUGCGAGGCCGUUCCACCUACCUGGUGGUCGCCUUGAGUGGUGGUUCAGGGGGACCACUACUGUGCGUGUGUCAGCCGGUCAGCGGGCGUGUAGUGCGUGCCAUUCAUCUUGCUGCACCGGUCACCAACCUGUGCCUGGUGAGCGCCCAGAGACUGGGCGUCCUGGGUGGUGGCUGUGUGGCUCUGGCCACCGAAGACCGCUGCUUGCUGCUGCUGGACCUGUGCUUGGACAGUGCCCAUCACUACUCGGAUGAACUGAGGCCCGCCAGCUUGGUGCGGUUGGAGAGCGUCUUUUCUGAUGAUCUGCCAAACAUCUCUCCGGUCCAUGGGGACCCCAAGCACUGCUUUGUGCCCCUCUGCAACUUGGAUGAUCUUGCCGAAGUGGACGAAAUGGCAGUGUCAAAUGGUGACAUGGAGGUGACAUGCCUGCAGUGGCUGCCGCAGCUAUCCUGUCUUGGCAUUGGCUUGAGCUGCGGCACAGUUCACCUCUGGGACAUCCACAAGUCGUCUUCCAAGCUCGUGAUAACCCUCCAGUCAGACCUUCCUGUGGUGUCCCUGGCCGUGCAAGAGCCCGAGAAUGACCCCCGCUGCUGCUGCUACCUGUGGUCAGCCCAAACAUCUGCAGGCAACACAUUGAGCAGUUUUGCUGUGACGUCAAUGCACGCACUGACCUUUUCGAAGAAGGAGCUCGGCGAGGAUGGGCACCACCGUUAUAAGGACUUGGUCUCCGGUCGCCAAAUGUUUGAGUAUUCGCUGGUGCCUGACGUGGUGCCAGAUGUGGAGUGUACUGCAGGCCUGUCUCCACGGGACGGAGAGGUGCUAGGAUCACGCAUCCUGUCAUUCCGCACGAUGUGGUCACCAAGCAACACAUGCUCAACCAGCGAAAGGCCAAUGUCGCCUGCUGGCACUGCGAGGCCCGGCUUGGAGCAUGUGGAAGACCUACUGGUUAUCUCCUGGCAACUGGUGCGGGGUAGCCGCGUACUGGGAACAUACCUGUCAGUGUUUGACAUCAACCAGUGGUACCGGGCUCAGAUGCCACGCACUUUCAGGUCCAACGCCUUCCAUCUGUGCUCAUUUAUUGGUCUUUUUUCACUUGAGGAACCAGUUGCAAAGAGUGGAAAUCGUGCUGUCUUGGAUGUACGAGUGCUGCAGUCUUCAAUCAAGAGGUUUCACUCCCAAAACCCCAUGGUCGAUCAGACCCACUUUCCCUCUUCUCUGGAAUUCACAUGCGUCUGCUUGACGACUGAAGGCACAGUUCAGGCAUCCUUUUUGGGCCUGCAGCGACAGUUGCUUAACUACAUGAACACGGAAGGUCCAUCGUGUCUUGGCAGUGCCAGCGAACUCUACGUACAUUUCACCAUCGUUGGUCUCAUCAGUGACAGCUUUCGCACGGGAGGAUCACACCUGAGUCAAGCAGUGGCUCAGAAAGCGGUACUGAACGUGGCACUGGAAAACCGUCUAGUAGGAUUCCUGGUGGCAUGCCUCCGCGCUCACUUGUCUGGAGAGCCGCUGCUGCCGUUGAUGUUGGAGUGGACCUGGGCCAAGGUCAAAGAAAUCAAGCAGUCUUUAGACAUUCUGUACAUGCCGCUGUUUGACUGUUCCGGUCAAGAUGUCACAGUGAUUGGGUGCCGCAUGUCGACACACCUUGAGGAGCUGCGCAUCUUGAACCGUCUGCUGGAGCAGGCGUUGAGCAUGCAGGCCGACAACCGGGAUGUGCUGUGUGUGUGGCAUGAGGUUACGGGACUUCUGGCGGGUCACCUGUCGGUCCUGCUGUUCUUGGUUCAAGCGGGGCUGCUGCCUGAACACCACGUGGGGGAUGGGCUUUCUUACCCAUACGCCAUAUUGAACACUUGGUGCCACCAGGCCAGGAAUGACAUGGGUGGGAGGCUUCUGGUGGACGUGCUUGCGGAGGCAGUCUUGCAAAACUUGGAGAGCACCAACAGUGGUCACCCUCUGACGACAUCCUACCCUCCGCUUAACCUACAGAGAGCCACUGAGCUUUACCUUCAGCGUGGCCUUGAAACCUGGGAGCCUCACGCAAUCACUUACUACCUUCUGUUGGACAUCUCUGCUCUCAUCUGUCAGGAAUAUCCAGAGGUCAAGGAAGAGCUGGAAGACUUUCCAACUGUGUUCCACCUGGGAGAGGACUUGCAAAGCCUCAUCCAGGGCAUCUGGUACCUCGACCAUGGUAGGCACAAGGAAGGUACAGAGAAGCUGCUGCACGCCAUGUCUGUGGUCACCCUGGGGAUGCGGCCAUUGCUGGGCACCCUGUGGACUCCCGUGGUGCGCCUCUUGCUACUGUGUGGACAAGCGUCCCUGGCUCUGCUCUACCUUGACCACAUGCAACCCUUGUCCACACACGAGCAGAUGUCCCUGUGCCUGGACAUCCUUCUGGCCAACUGUCGGGUGGUGGAUGCCCUCGAGCUGGUCCGCAGGCACAGCCAUCUGUCCAGCCUGGAACAGCUGCUCGGCUGCAUUGUCCAUGUGUCCAGAAAAGCCCCUGAACGGGAGGCACACGCACUGUUUGAGGAGCUUCUGCGGGUGCCCCUGUCGGCCGCAGAGGAAGACCAGCUAAUCAACUUUUUCUGCGAGCUGGCCGACCCCAUGUGGUUGUGCCACGUCAUCUUGCACUUUCUGGAGUGUAAGCGGCCACAAGCCGCCCUCUUGCCAACUGCGGCCCUCCGCGAGCUAUUCCGGGAGGGGAAAGCACAGCGGUCGUACCGGCCUGACAUCCGGCAGCGAGCCUUUGCAACAUUGGAAGUGACGCAGAGCGUCUUGCGGCUCAUGCCAGUGCCGGUAUCGCAGCUGAAGGCGGCAGCACGUGUGCGAAGCCAGUCAGGCCGACCUGUGCAGCACCUGGGAACAGUGCCAACGCGGGUGCCUCACAAGGGCACAACACCCCGGCUUGUGACAAAGGUGGAUAGAGUGCGCGUCACCAUGGAUCCCACUGAGGCAUCCAAGCCUGUGAAGCUGCCGAAGCCUCCCAACAGAGGGUUGGCAAAAGAAUCGCAAGCGCCAACUCCUCCAGCAAGACGUCGUCGCUCAAGCCUCGUCGGCAGUGGUCUUGAUGCUGAAGCAUGCGCAAUGCUGCACACACCUCCUGUCAAGCCCUGGCAGGGCCCUACGGAGGCAACACCGUCUGCAGCGCAGCCAUCAACAAGCACGCCAGCCUCCAUCUUGAAACGCCGAGCGAAGGACCUUCCGCCGGUGGUGACCGCCCCGGCGGCUGGAAGCAGCGCCGUGGAGGGAGAUGCGGGCACCUGCCCGACUCCUCUCGCGCUGGACGAGAAUGUCUGCCCGACGCCAGAUCUGACGGUCCGGAGGCUGAGGUUUGCUGUGUCCGAAUCCUUCAGCUCGGAGAAUACCCCCGACCCUGAUGCAACUGCCGAAAGCAUGGAGGAAGAGCAGCCGUCUUUUGUCUCCCAGUCUGAGGAGCGUGUGUCCGCUGAAGAGCAGGCGAGUUCACCCAAAGAGGAAGCAAAUGGGUCGUCCGACCGUUCGUACCAGACUGCCGCAGACAGUGAGGAGGAGGAAUGUGGCACGGACCUACAGGACAGCCCAUCAGAACCCGUCCCGGUGUCAUCGACAGCAAAACAACACCUCCCUGCUUCGGAAUCUGUAGGCACGAGUCUGCAAGUGGAUGUUGGCAGGGCAGAGGUGUUGAAAGCAAGUCCACCUUCCCCUGGGCAAAAGGGACUGCUGCCGGCAUUCCUGAUCUGUGAGACUGCGAGGCGCUUGCAGGGGCCAGCUGUGCUUGACACCACAUUUGCUGAAUCACCAGGGCCUGGUGAUCAAGCAGCAGCACAUCGGCCUAGUGACAGCAGCCUGGCAGCCACUGCUGUGCCAUCGAGUCCUGCAAAGAGUGACAAAACGGCUGACAAGGACGAUCUGGACGGGACUCCGUUGGCAGACGAAGAUGAGGGCACGGGAUUGGAAGGUGAAGAUGUGCCGCGGCUUUCACCAAUAAUCAUAGAGCCAAAUGAAAAGCCAGCCGCUUCGCCCGAAGAAAGUGCUGCGUCUCAGAUGUUCAAGGGCUUCUCAAACGAGCGCGCGAUGUUGGCUGAGCCAGUGGGAGGCACUCUCCUGCAAGCCGAUGAAGGAACUGAGCUAGCCGACGAUGUGUCACAUCCGUGCUCUGAGGAAUCUUCAAUGACCUUGCCUCCUAUGCCACCAUCCUCGGUCACCGAAACCCAUGCUACCAGCACCAAGUUCACGGUGGUGGAAGAAGAUUCCUCCGAAAGUCAUGUGUCUCAGCCCUACUCUGAGGAGUCCACAAUGUCCCUUCGCUUACCAGCGUUUGCAACCUCCAAGGGGCACACUGUCGCAGGGGAAGCCAAAGCUGCCGAAGAAGUGAUUGUUAUCAGCGCCUCUGAAGGUUCUGAAGUCUCUGAAGUUGAGCAAAAGGACAACGACGAGGUUUACAUCGUAUCGGAAGCCUCUUCAGAUGCACUUACAGAAGUGCUUCCCACUCGUGUAGAUAGUCCGGAGGACAGCUGGUCACGGAGCUGCAGCGAAACCGCGUUGCAGGAGGGUGACGUAGUGCUGACAGAGCUGACCAGCAUGCCCUCUGCGCAGCUCGCCGAACCACUCGAAAUGCCGCGGGAAUCAUCAGUGGGGCUGGUGACGGCAGCGCUCGAUGUGGAGGAUGUGCACGUCGAGCGGUCACUUCCAGGCUAUGCUGUCUGCCCUUCGGAAGAGGAGGGGUCAUUGCCAAAGCCUGAAGACCAUUUCCAGGCAACGGACCUGCCAGUAACUCCAGCGCAGCCUGAAAAUAGGGCUGUUCAAGAAUCUUAUGGAUUUGUCCCUGCAGUAGACAGCCCACUUGUUGUAAGACCCGAGUGUGGCGGUGGAGCUACUUUGCCAGAGGAGAGGGCAUUAUCGCCCAGCUCAUCUACGUCCUCUUUUUCUGUUGUCACCACCUCGAAGCAGCCACCAGCACCCACUAGCGUUGUAGCUAGUGAUGCAGAGAGUGAUGAAGAGAGUGAUGAAGAGAGUGAUGCAGAGCUCUCUGAAGAGCCACUUUCACCUGUGGCAUCAUCAGAGCACUCUUCUUCUAGAGGUGGCCAACACGAGACUGCACAUGACAGCUCUGCAGAAAAGACCCCAAAAACACCCAAGCAUAAGGCUGAUUUUAACAAGAGCACCGAAAAAGUGGUUGUGACUUCCUCCUACAACUUGAGGGAGACACGAAAGUCCACUUGGAAGGAAGAGGAGAACAUGGCAAAUCAGUUUAGGUCACAACGAAAGAGUGGGCCUGCGUCACCAUUUAAACCGCCACCUGCGGCCAUUGCCACCAGGUCAGGACCUAGCCGUGACUCGGACACGAGCCCUGAAAUUUCAGUCGCAUCCAAGCGGAGAACCCGGGCAGCGAGUGAGGAACCGUCAACACCACACAGCCGUUUAAAAUCCAAAGCAGUGGCUGACUCGCCUAGUAGGAAGCGGGAAAAAGCAAGCUCGGUGAGCCCAAAGAGCAUAAUGCAAAGUUCCAGAGCAAAGGCACAAACUCCGAGUGCUAAAGGGAAAACCACGAAAAAGGUUGCCACUCCGGCUGCUGCUGGCAAACCGUCGAAGAGACUAGCGACGCCCAGACCAAGGAGAACAUCUGCAGCACCUAGCUCGAGAACGAAAGCAGGACCAUCACCCGAUCUUGAAAAAGGCAAGUCACCCAGUCCCACUAGGGCGUCAUCCACUAGUCCUGCAAGAACACCUACGCGCCGCUCAAGAAGAAAAUCUGCCACUCCAAGCCCCACGAAACAAAAGGCAGCGCAGCGUGCGACGCAGCAGUCUGUAGAAGGUAGCCCCAAAUCAAAUAAAUCUGCUGCUCCUAGGUUGCAAGAGAAGACAUUUGAGACGUCAGCUCCAUUGAAGAUUUCCUUGCGUAUGCGCAGUCAUGCUGAGGCAAGCAUGCCUGGCCGUACGGAAAAGACACCCGAAAAGGUAGUGCCCAGCACUAGAGCUAUUGGCACGAGGCAGAAAAGAUCGGCAACGCUUAGUCCACCGGGGCGAACUGCCCGUACACUAAGCCCUGCACAGGGAUCACCCGUACACAGUGCUGAAAAGACAAGCCCGGAGAAGGCAGGGGCCCCGAAGAAGAGGAUGCGCCACCAUUCUUCACCUUCUGCAGUUGCUGAGCGGGAGUCGCCACCAGUGCCUGGGCCCACUAAGGGCGAGACGCCCUCCAAGCGAGCAAGUAGCAGGGUGUCGAGAACACCAAAGCAUUCUUCAUCAUCAGACGUUGCAAAUGAGCCACUACCAGUGUCAACACGGCGUAGCUUACGCCUGACGCCAAACAAGCAGCCAGAAGCUAAAGAACAUGAGGCCGACAAGGUCAAGCUACGUGGUACUCAACGCCGAGUCCUUGAGACCAUUGUUGAAGUCGACGCCUCGCCGACCAAAAGCGACACGGAAACAAGUCCGACAGGGCCCUCUACGCGGAAGGGUCGCCGGAGUCUGUCAGCCGAGCCCAACCAUAGAGCACCACCAAAGCGAUUGCUUCUGGCUACACGGCGCACCCGCCGGGUCUCUGGUAAUGUGGCAUUGGCCACGAUUGCUGAAGCCCCCGAGGUAGAAAAGGAACGGGAGCCACAGCCAGCCACCUCAAGGCAGCAGGGAAGUCGUCCCAAACGCAAGGCCGACACAGAGCUUGAUGCUGAGGGGUUCAAACUUUCCAGACCAAAAGAGCUUGCUCACAAGGGCUCCAAGUCUACUCCGCCGAAGGGAGAGUUUAUGUUCUCGCCUCCUGUGACGCGCUACCGCCAACAUAAAAACCAGCCAUCUGGAAAGCCAGCCGAUGCAGAGUCGGCUCCUUCUACAAGCAAAGAGCAAGCUCCGAAAAGAAGCGAUGGACUGCCACGGCCUCUUGCAGGAAGCAGCGGCAGCGCCUCGAGAUAGUGACAGCACUAAUGAAGACCCCGCGUGUGCGCACCAGAGUACCCACAGCCGGCAACAGCAGCGGUCGCACGCCACGGAGGACACCAAGGACUAACUCGUGACGUGCGCAAGCCCGAAACACCGGAAAUUUCUUUGCCUGCAUCUUCUAGCACUGCCAAGAGUGCAAAGAAGAGCAUGAAGAAGAGUGCCGAGUAGCUAAAUCCUUGCCCUCAAAUUGAGUGGGCUCUGCGUUAGAGCUUGACGAGACGGAUGAAGCUAUCUUGUAAUGGUGUAUGGGGGAUGUACAUAGGUGCAGUAGGGCUUCCUUUUUUUUCUUUUUGUAAAUGUUAGAACAGUUUUUGCACUACUUAUGGCCAUUGCUAUGGAGAAAAAAAUUCAUUUUGUGUUGGGACAUUGGGUCUGAUUUCACCUUCUACAGUCUUAUUGGAAUGUGACAGACUACUUGUUACUGUGACUAACUUUCCCGAGCUCUGUCUUUUAAAUUGCAGUAAUAAUACAAAUGCAACUUGUGCACUCGGGCCUGUGCUUGUUGUCACCAUGAAUUAAGUUCAAUUUCAAGAAGCACAGCACUGCACACAACAAAACGAGUUUUUUCUUGCUAACAUUUCAUUUUAGCACCUUAUGAAUUGACGACCGUGUAAUGAACUCAUGAAAGGACACAGGCAUUAAUUUUUUGGAACUUUUUGUUCAUUGUGUUCUUCUGCAGAUACCGCAGCUUUUGCUUUGCGACAUGCGCAGGUUAGCGCAGAUUUGAUUUGCAAUAUGUGGAAGUGUUGCAGCAACCUGCAUUUCAAAUGUAUUUAAAAAUGGUAUCUUGGUUUGUGGAUAAGCAUUGUUAUAGUAUGUUUAUGAUGAUUUAGUAAGUGUUAAUCAGCAAAUGGAAUUGUUGCCUAGAAAUUCAGCUGUAUAUUGCAAUGUAUAAAAACAAUUUCGUAAUUUAUCAUUCGUCGGUCGUUUUACUAGCCGGAAGGAGCUUGGGAAGCUGGCUUUGGAAGUGUAAUGGGCUAUUGCUCGUGUUGCGAAUUUGUGUAAACACUGCCUUGUGCUGCAGCAGAGGUGUACAGAAUUAAAGAUUGCAAUGUUUGAGAUAAUAGUG
Molecule: messenger RNA, 8372 nt
Organism: Rhipicephalus microplus (southern cattle tick)
Lineage: Eukaryota; Metazoa; Arthropoda; Arachnida; Ixodida; Ixodidae
Molecular function (GO): protein binding
Source: RefSeq, a predicted model, not a curated record